UGUGACCAACUGUGUUUCAGUUCCACAUUUUAACAGCACUUUCUGGAGUCACAAGAUCUGGCAGAAUGACAUGUAAAACCUGAAACAGACAACACAAUAAACUCUACAGCAACACUGCCAGAAAUAAGAUGGAUAGUCAUCCAAAACCUUCUAUACAUGUUUUCAUCUGGUUAUCCAGCACUUUGCCUGCAAACUGAAAGUAAGCUUCAUUAACUUUGAUUAUCACAGUUUUAAUUAUUAAAUGCUUGGUAAAGUCGUCUUGACAGGCUAAAUAAAGACUGCUGUUCAUAUUGUCGACCUCUUGUCUUGUUCUGCAUCACUGAUUAAAAGUCGUGUGAUGCAAACAUCCCGGUGAAUGAAGCUGCUGCUGUUUGACAGAAGAUGGGCGUUGCCUGUCAAAUCAAAUUCCCAACCCUUUCCCUGACACGCCUCCAGAACAAAAGCACUUCUUCCUCUCAAGCAAACUUGGGAAAUUCUUCAUUAAGGAGGGUCAAAACCACAGGGUCCCACAUACUCUGUUUUCAUUGGAUAAAUCCUUUGCCUGUCAGCUACAUCCCGAGUGACGUCAGCAGCAGCAGUAGCGCCACACCGGGGCUCUGGAGUGGGUGACGAGGAGCGACCAGAAUCACCAGGAAAAAUUAAAAGGAGCCACAAAAUGCACGGACAAGAAGUGUCCGUUUAAUUGUCUGAAGUCUGUUUUCCAAUCUUGAGGUGUUUCCGUCACCGAGGUCCAUCAGGAAAGCUUGAGGUUGAAGCCAUGACGGCUGUCUGUCAGUCCAGGCUGUGUGGUUUUUAGGGAUGGCUUCCUUAGCUAGCCUACCCAGCUAACAGUAACAGUUAGCCUGCCCUGCUCACUGGGUUCCAGUGUGGAAGAGAUAGCAACAGCUCUGAGCUCAUACUCUCAUUUGGAUUAUCCCCAGUCGUGUUGUUCUCCGAGGACCAUGAGACAGCGAGCCAGGCAGUCUGGAUGAUCAGUUUGACGGCGGUUACUUGUCACAGCUCGGGCGUAUCUUCCAGGGAAGGCUUUUCUGGGCGGCUAGGCUCGCUCUCGGCCAGGCGACCAGUAGAUUGGAUCGUAUAGAUGUGGCCGUGGAAGCCUGUUGUGUUCCGUCUCUAGGACUGAAGUUGGAAGUUUUUCUUUAUAUUUUUCCACAAGGAAAUGUCUUAAAAGUUCGUAGAAAAUCGUUAACAUUGACGAAUUUAUUUACUCGUUUAGCACGGCAGCAGCUAGCUAAUUUUACAGGCUAGCCUCCCAAGUUAACGCAUCCAAACUAAAACCAGCUCAGUUUAGGGGAUGCAUCAAAUUAGAGGAGUUAUUUGCACUUCUGGAGCCAUCUAAUGCGAACACGUUGCACUGCAGAUUUUCUGUGAUCCGUUCACUGCCCUCGUAGUAUUUAUUUAUUUUUUUAACCGAGGCAAAGCUGUCAAAUAUUAAACAUUUGACAGCAAUACUAACCCCAGCAGAGGAGGCCAGAAUCUGCACCAAGGAGCAAGACUGUCACAAACUUUAAAGUGGACUCCUGCACUCUGAUACUCUUUGUGGUGGUGUGGCCCGGCACUCCUUGUAAGACGGGCUUUUUCCCCCAGCUCAUGCGGUGAUGACUUUGGAGCCCAUGAUGGCUUGUUGCCUGAGUGAGGAGGCGAAGGAGUCCAAGCGAAUCAACGCUGAGAUCGAGAAGCAACUCCGGCGAGAUAAGAGAGACUCACGAAGGGAGCUGAAGCUGCUGCUCUUAGGGACAGGAGAAAGUGGCAAGAGCACUUUCAUCAAACAGAUGAGGAUAAUCCACGGAACGGGUUACACGGAUGAAGAUAAAAAGAGCUACACCAAACUGGUCUAUCAGAACAUCUUCACCUCCAUGCAGGCCAUGAUCCGUGCAACUGAGACCCUCAAGAUCCCCUUGAAGUAUGAAGAGAACAAGAAUAAUUCCCUGCUGGUGCGGGAAGUGGACGUGGAAAAGGUGUCGACAUUUGAAGAGCCGUACAUCAGUGCGAUAAAGAGGCUUUGGGACGACCCCGGGAUCCAGGAGGCCUAUGAUCGCAGGAGAGAGUACCAGCUCUCUGACUCAACCAAAUACUAUUUAAGUGAUCUGGAUCGUAUUUCUGAAGCAUCCUAUCUACCAACCCAACAGGACGUUCUUAGGGUUCGUGUCCCUACCACUGGGAUCAUAGAGUACCCUUUCGACUUGCAAAGCAUCAUUUUCAGGAUGGUGGACGUCGGGGGUCAGAGGUCAGAGAGGAGGAAGUGGAUCCACUGCUUUGAGAACGUCACCUCUAUCAUGUUUCUGGUGGCACUCAGCGAGUACGACCAGGUUCUGGUGGAGUCUGACAAUGAGAACCGUAUGGAGGAGAGUAAAGCCCUGUUCAGGACCAUCAUCACAUAUCCCUGGUUCCAAAACUCCUCUGUCAUCCUGUUCCUCAACAAGAAGGACCUGCUGGAGGAGAAGAUCAUGUACUCUCACCUGGUCGACUAUUUUCCAGAGUUUGAUGGUCCGCAGCGGGACGGUCAGGCAGGUCGGGAGUUCAUCCUGAAGAUGUUUGUGGACUUGAACCCUGAGAGUGACAAGAUAAUCUACUCACAUUUCACGUGUGCCACCGACACGGAGAACAUCCGCUUCGUCUUCGCGGCCGUCAAAGACACCAUCCUGCAGCUCAACCUUAAAGAGUACAACUUGGUGUGAACUGAGGAUCCGCAGGCGAGACACGAGCCUCUUCAGACACACCUGGUGCAGGAGUUACCCUCCAGAGACGCGCAUCUGCAUGAAACACACUACUGCACAAAGAGACGAGCAUUGCUUCAUUCUUUACCAGACCAAUGCUAUCCUUUUUUUUUUUUUUUUUUUUUUGCUCCUUCCCCCCAUGCAAGUGUUGGGUCUGUUGCCAUUUUAAAGAAAGGAUUUUUCUGUUUUGUGGUUUUUACUAACCGCUGGUCUUGCACAGUCACAGAUGAAACACAUUUAAACAGAACGCUUACUUGUCCUCUUUGUGGAUGCCUCCGACAUGCCUCUCGGCCCUCCGUUUGGCUCACUUUUUUUCUAUGCUACAUUAUCAUUGGUUUUUGUAGUGGAGGUAGAUGGGGGGGCCUUCUCUGGGUAGAACAAGCCUUUGUGGACAAAGGGCUCUCUCAUGCAUGCUAUACACUAGAGUGUGAGUUCAUGACACCAGGCUGCAGAUUACUGGACUCUGCUCAUCUGCAAAGGCUAACUAAUUUUGAAAUUUUGCAACAAGGCGAUGCUGAGGUGCAGUCAGGUACUUAGUUCCCUGGAACUUAAAUUGUUUGUAUUUUUCUUUUCAAUCAGCCUGAUCUCCACCAGAGCAGAUGAGCUCUAUUCAAUGUAAAUAAGGUUUUGAUGCUGCUCACCCAGAGUGAGGGGCUUUUACAGAGAUGACUAAAUGUUUUCUUUACUUCAGACAUACUCCGAAACGCUACCUUCACGGGCCCAUUAUUUCUGCCAUUAGUUGUCUGCCAAAAUGAAAUUGGAGGACCACUCAAAGAAGUGCAAAGGAAAAACUUAUUCCUCUUUAAUUAUUUCUCAAUUUUACAAAUGAUCAAACAGUGAUAACACUAGUAGUAUUUGUUACUGUAGGUGGAGUUACUUCCAUGCCAAAUUCAAACUAGCUGCCGGUCGAUUAUUAUUAUUUUUCUCUUUAAAUAUAGAUAUAUCACCAGUAUCAUGUCCAUUGUUAAAAUUUUAAAUACUGAGAAAAGAAAUUUAGUAUCUGAUGUUAAAAUUAAUUACAACUGUUUUCACGUUAGAUACCCAUUUUUCCUCUGUGGUAUUUUUAAAUGUCUAAAAAUUCUGAUUUGGUCAUGUAAUAGUACUGCUAUAUAUAUUUAAAAUACAGUUGGUUAUUCCAGAUCACUACAAUGGUAAGAGAUCAGUGGACUACAGCUUUUAGGCUCCUGGUUUAAGCUUUCGUUGGUCCUGAACAUUCAUAGGGCUAUUUCUUUUGCCGUUGGCGACAUCAGACAUGCGGUGAUCAAAUAGGGUCUUUUUCUAUUUAUCGCAGGUCUGUUGAUUCAGUAUUUCAAACCUUAUUUCAGCGCAGUCUUUUUUCCACCUUUGCUAAUGGGAGAAAGUUUUAUACUGCUGUAAAAUAUUCAAUUGUUCUGUCUUUCUAAUGAAAUGUCAUAUGUUUAGUUUUUGCGGGUCAGAUUUUGAUGUAAUUGCUGAUUGGGGGGGCAUUUUUUCAAUGUCAGGUUUGUGCUUUAUGCAACUCAAAACAGACAAAAAAAGAAAACUUGAUGGAUAAAUAUUUACUGUUUAAAGAUCCUUGCAAACUUUUGGGAAAUUUUCUAAGGAUAUGCAUCAGCUAUUGGUACAAAUCCCAUAUCGUGCGUCUUGUCGGGUAGCUGUUUUAAAUACUUCUCUAAGAUGAGUGAUUGCUAAUUUUGUCUUCACGAUGUAAUUCAGGUGAGUUUUCAUAACUUUUUCAUCACAAGGGCUACUCCUAGCAGAAUUGGUUAAGUCCAAAUGACUCUAUAGAGGACAAAGAGCUAAAGGUGCAAUUGAUGACUAGAAUGGGUCGAGGAUUUUAGGCAGCUGAAUUGAGUUGGAUGUUUCUGUUUAUGAUGUCUGCUGCAAAUUCAGGGAGGUCAAUGGAGGAAUGGUGAUGCCUCUGCAGGAAGUCUGGCCACAGUCCAGUUUUCUUUUUGACUUUAGAUGAAAAGGAAAGAGGAGUUUCCUCUAGGUCCAUUCGGCGCCCUAGCUAUUGGACUGUAUUGUCCAGUAAUUCUGAUGGACUCUGUUCGACCUUCAUAAUUUUCCAUUAAAUGUGCAUUUGCCUCUAAAUCUGCAGUGUUUCCAUGUUGGACUUUGGCAUCGACCCCUUUGAUGGAAGGUCCAAGACAAAUUGAUCUUCAUAUGAAUGUUAAAACAAUACUAAAACAUGUAGAGUCUUAUAAAAUAACAGUUGUCAAGAUUUUCUGUAAGUCUUUAUUAUUGAGAAGUUGGAACCUUUACGAUGUAUUGCAAGUAUCGACUUGCUAACAUAGCUGUGCGUUUCGUUUUCAUUUUAACCAUUUGUGUUGUGAACUAGUCAACAAGAGGGAUGGAUAUUUCCAGGUUCCUACACAGUCUUGAAGAGAGUGGAAUUUGACUUAAUCAUUUUUCCAAGUUUGGAAACCACGGAAAAAGAAAAUAGGUUACACAGUAAAAAAUGUUCACAGUUCAAGGCCAGUUCUUAUUCAAUCACCUUAAAGGAAAAACAAAUCAGAAUUUCUGAUAAAUGAAGUGCUUUUUAAUGUCAAUGUCAAGUUUAAGGUUUAUAUUAUAGCACAUUUAAGAAAAUGGCUUGAAGAUUAGUAACUGUAGCUUGAGAGUAGAGUUAAAAACAAAUUAACUUGAUGAAACAGAUUUUGAUCUAUUUUGCCAUAGUAUUGUUGAUGAUUUAAAUGAACAGCAUAGAGUAAAUGGCGUGUACUGGAACGGUAUAAAACCUGCGGGAAAAAUCUAGGAAUUUUAGACCAGAGGUAGGAACUUUGAAAUGGAAAACCCUGAGUGCCACAUAUGUUUUCCUCUUAUGGUGAAUGUUUCAGAGGUACAAGUUGUUUAUUUGGCUCCAGAUAUUUCAUGCAUGAUGCUCGAGCCAAAAGCGAAAUGAUUUGGUGUAUAUUAUUCUUUUCAUACUCACAAGUUAGUUUUAUGGAUAAUCUUUAACAUACAUGGUUACCUGGCAGGCCUUUGCAGUGUUUAGGAAAACGAUACAUGCUGCGUUAUGUGGAUGACACAAUGAUUUUAGUGUUUGUAAACUCUCCGUCUUUCAGGAAGCACUCUGCUCUCCCACAUUGCAGCGAACUAUCUUAAAGCUGUGUGUGUGGUUUAUCCUCCUCCAUUUCAUCAGUUUUCAUCAUGCAGAAAACGUAGCCUGUGAAAUUUCGAACUAGACUUAAAAAGGGGGCAACAGUGAUAGUAGCAUGGCUAUACUAUAGUGAUCAGAGCUACCAGAUGAGCUGGGUCACUCAUUUUAAAUCCUUCUGCAUCGCUACUUUAUUUGCUUUAUUCUACUUGUGAAACAACUUUCAAAGUGGCUGGGUCGACAAUCCAGUACAAAAGACUGCCAAAAACAAUCAAAAGAUAUCAAACAUGUUUAGAAAGGAGAAGCCUCAGUAUUAGUCCUUUUUAUGGAAGUGCUUACCAAGUAAAGGUACUGGAACAGAGAAGUAAAGAAGUGGACGAUUCUGCUGAGUGUUUACAUCCAGUUUUUCCCACCUUCUUUUUCAUUUGAUUGAACAGUGGACUUGGUGGGCUGCCCACAUUGAAACUGCAACACUGCAAUGGGCUUGCAUUUGUUAUGUAGAUGUCCAUUGAAAAAUUGUUGGUACUAUGAGAUAUGUGUGUGUAUACACAAUUGCUUAAGCUUGAGCUCCAUCCUGGUCAGAGGAAUGGAAGCACAAUGAUUAUUUUUUAUUAAAAGCUCUCUUUGCUUCUUGUUCGGUUUUCUUUUAUAAGGUUUACACACCUUAACAUGUGGACCACUUUAAUGACUUUUUCUUUGUUGUUAAACCAACAGUUAAGUUUGUGUAGUGGUGUAUAAAUUGAAAGUAAUGCUUUUUUUUUCUCAAGUAUACCAAAUGUAAAUUCUGUACAAUGUGUGCCAAUCCCCUUUCUUUGUAAAGCCAGACUCCUAACAAGUGCCGAUGUUGUGAAAAAUCAGAGGGCCUGUAUAGUUCCACGGCCUACUUUUUAAAGCAAACAGUAAGUAUAUGAUUAAUUAACAAGAAAAAAAAUACACUAUUAUAUAUUUAAGAUUAAUGAUGAACUGCUGUUUUUAAGAUAAGUGUCAAUUGAUUUGCAUGUGUUUUUGUCAGGUUGGGGGAGGAUUUAGGUAGGUGAGAAACUGUUCAUGCAUCACUGGUGAGAGAAGGGUGAAAAUGGUUCUUAAUUUACAGUAUUUUAGCCAUAUUUCUCUUUUUGUAUGUUUCUUUUCAACCAUUGUUGCCUGAACCUCAUUCAAACAUGAAAAAUGAUGAUUUUUACAUUUUGUUUUCCUUUUAAUUGUGUUCAAUUGGAAUAAACUAUGUUCCUAUACUCUC
Girardinichthys multiradiatus is the source of this 7033-nucleotide messenger RNA. Its product is annotated as guanine nucleotide-binding protein G(q) subunit alpha-like. Gene Ontology annotation, biological process: action potential; adenylate cyclase-modulating G protein-coupled receptor signaling pathway; phospholipase C-activating dopamine receptor signaling pathway. The transcript has 7 exons. NCBI's taxonomy places the organism in Eukaryota, Metazoa, Chordata, Actinopteri, Cyprinodontiformes, Goodeidae. The record is from RefSeq and is a predicted model, not a curated record. The coding region runs from base 1599 to 2678 and encodes 359 amino acids. Gene Ontology annotation, molecular function: G-protein beta/gamma-subunit complex binding; GTPase activity; guanyl nucleotide binding. Gene Ontology annotation, cellular component: heterotrimeric G-protein complex.